Molecule: messenger RNA, 2452 nt
Organism: Cuscuta campestris
Lineage: Eukaryota; Viridiplantae; Streptophyta; Magnoliopsida; Solanales; Convolvulaceae
Source: the annotation of a GenBank genome assembly
ACCACUCACCAUCAUCCGGCCGCCGUGCUUAAGAGCCUCACGCUCUGAGAAAAUUAGGGUUACGUUUAUAUGCUCUUUGAUAAUGUGUUUUGUGGGAUCGGAAAGAGGAGGAAGGCGAUGAUGAGGGUAUAUAUGUAAAUCUCGUUAAUCUGAUUCGUAUAUGAGGAUUAUACUUCCCAUCCAUUCAUUUUUCUCACUGAGCUCCUCCUCUCCGAUCCGCCAUUUUCUGUGUUCAUUUUUCUCUGAUUUUAUUUGUGUAAUAUGAAUGCUUAUUUUUUGCGACGAGUUUUAUAUUUUGCAAUUAAGAGGUAUUGAAGUCCAAUUGAUUUCACUGAAAAUUUCGAAUUGAAAGUGUUUUUUGAGGGUCCGUUUGGUAUACGGAAUCGGUGGAAUUGGAAUUGAAUUGGAAUUGGGAUUUCAUGAGAUUCGAUUCCGUAGAAUUGAAUUCAUCAAUUUCAAUUCAUUUUUUGCAUUAUCAAUUCCAAAUCCACAUAAUAUUUGUGCUACCAAACACCAGAAUUGGAAUUGAAGUCCUCACUUCCAAUUCCGUAAUUUGAAUUCCUUGUACCAAACGGGGCCUGAAUUCAUUUCAGUUUUUGUUGGUAUUUGUCUAUUUGGUAGAGAAGAUUUGAAUUUCACUGCUAUAGAUAUAUUUCAAAUUGGUUGUGUUAAAAGUUGUUUUUAGAUAGUUUUUUAAAUAUCGUGAAAUUUAAUUUUUUUUAGCAGGGCUAUCAUUUUUUCUUACACAAUGAAGAAUAUGAUAGUUAUUGGUAUAAGCGUUUACUGCUUGGAAGGUAGGGGUGAAGAUAUCUUGUGAAUCAUAUCGACCACCAGUGGGAAAAACAUGAGGUUAACUAAGACUUAUAAUUUGAAUAAUGGUUUUUAUUAGGAAUCAGCAUAUAAAUUGAGAGUUAAAAAUUAUUGAAAUGUUUAAGAUUGCAUGUUUGUUUACUCUUUUUAUACCAGUCUUAUUUUGAAAUGUACUAUAUUUUAUUUUACGGAGUUAUAUUUUUGUACUAACUAUUUUUUAUAUAGAUACUUGGUUUGCUUCACAGUUCAAAAAAAGUGAUUUUUUGGUUAGGUAAUAAAGAAAAGAGGGGAAGAACUAAAAAUCAUACUUGCAAUUAGCAGAUCAGAAUGAAAGUUUGUUUUAGCUCCUAAGUUUUGCCUUGAUAUACGGCUUCUCUUGGAAACGUAUGAAACUUAGGAGCCAAAAUAGGCUUCCAUUCAUUCUAUUCUGGUUUCCAGCAUGGUUUUUUUCCCUUUUUUUUAUCUAAUUGAGAACUCCAGUUUUUUUUGAAUACUGCCACAAGCUGAUUCUUUGUUAUAGUAUAUACUCCGGGUAGUUGGUACAAACAUUAUUACUCCAUUGAAUAUAGCAAAUUUAUCAAAUUAGAUUCAUAUACUAAGAGCCAAUGAAAAUGCAAUUUUUUUAUAUUUUAAUUGUUUUUAAUUUUUGAUUCAUUCUAAUUCUGCAUAACUAUGUAUUUAAUGGUAGAUCUUGUUUAAUCCCAUGUUUUGCCACUGGUGGUCGAUAUGUCUCUCAAAUUGCACCCUGGGCGGCUUUGAAGUCCUUGCGAACUCAUGAAAGGCCUAAAAGUACAUGAACGUGUAUUCAAUUCAGAUUCUAAAAGAUUUUAAUAGAUUGUUUAGAAUACAUAGAUAAUGUAAAGUCCAUAGAUUAUUUUAAUUCUACAUAGAUUUAUUAUUCCGAAUUAGUACGGGAGUAAUUUUUAUUUGGCAUUAAUAUACUCUUAUUUAUAAAUUGAAUGAUCUUAAAAGACAAAACAUUCCUAAUCCAAUUAGGAAUAGAAAGUUAGCAUAGGGAUUAGGGAGUGUAUAAAAGGACAGGAACGAGCCUCCAAAGUCCAAAUCGAUUGGGCGUGAUAAGAGCCAGCCAUGGAAGAAGACAGGGUCUUGCGAUUGAGAGAAGCCAUGGCGGAGAGCGGUUCGAGAUCCGAUCACCCGAUUCUCUGCGAAUUCUGCUUCGGGGAAGACAAUCCCCGCAUCACCGAGGCGCCUUACGAUUACUCUUGCAAAACGUGCGAGCGACCCUUCAGGCGGUUCCGGUGGAGGCCGUGUCGGGACGGGAGGUACAAGAAGACGGAGAUCUGCAAGCCGUGCUGCGUGUCGGGAUUGGUCUGCCAAGGUUGCGGUGUGGAGCUGUCGAGUUUGGCGCCGGAUCAGGUCCGAGAAACCACACUUCAUGUGGCCACGAAUCAUGACGUUGGGAGUAAUAGGAAUGGCGAAAUCUGAUGAGCCACCUCUCCGAUCCGCCACUUCCAGCUCCUGCGUUUCUUUAUGUUCUUUUUUUCCUGUUUUUAUUUCGGUCUAAACUUUAUUUACCUACUCAAUCCAGUCUCACAUCAACUACUCCCAAUAAUACAGUGAUGUUCUCUUCACCCGUUCUGAAUAGUUCUGAUCUAACUUGAAAUAAGUUCUGGUCUGAUUU